AUGGCCUUACACGUACCUAAAGCCCCUGGUGUACCCCAGAUGUUGAAAGAAGGAGCUCGGAUGUUCUCUGGUUUAGAAGAAGCUGUUUACCGAAACAUAAAUGCAUGCAAACAGUUUGCCCAAAGCGUGCGUUCGGCAUACGGCCCAAAUGGAAUGAACAAAAUGAUCAUUAAUCACAUUGACAAGCAGUUUGUCACCAGUGAUGCUGGAACCAUAAUUAGAGAACUUGAUGUUGAACAUCCUGCAGCUAAGUUAAUGGUUCUGGCUAGCCAGAUGCAAGACGCUGAAGUAGGUGAUGGAACAAAUUUUGUGAUAGUCUUGUCUGGUGCUCUCCUUGAAGCUGCAGAUGAACUCUUGCGUUUAGGUGUCACACCCAGUGAAAUUGCAGAUGGCUAUGAAAACGCUUUGGAUAAGUGUCUAGAAAUUCUACCUGGACUCAUAUGUGAAGAGAUUAAAGAUCCUAAAAAUGUUGAGGCUGUGACCAAAGGCAUUAUUCCAUCAAUUAUGUCUAAACAAUAUGGCUAUGAAGAUUUUAUUGCAGAAUUGGUUGCAAAAGCAUGUGUGGCUAUUCUUCCUGAGAAGACUACAUUCAAUGUUGAUAAUGUGAGGAUUUGCAAGAUUCUUGGAUCAGGUCUUCUGCAAUCUGAAGUUCUUUCUGGUAUGGUAUUCAAGCGUGAAGUUGAAGGAGAUGUCCCCAUGGCCACAAAAGCUAAAGUAGCUGUAUUUAACUGCCCCAUAGACAUCACACAAACUGAAACUAAGGGCACAGUAUUGAUUAAGUCUGCAGAUGAGCUUCUUAACUUUAGCCGAGGAGAGGAAUCCUUACUUGAAAAACAAAUCAAAGAGAUUGCUGAUGCUGGAGUCAAAGUCAUUGUGGCUGGUGCUAAAUUUGGUGAUAUGGCUUUACAUUUCUUAAACAAGUUUGGGAUAAUGGCUGUACGUCUGAAUUCAAAGUUUGAUAUUCGCCGCCUUGCCAAAACUGUUAAUGCUACUGUAUUACCCCGUCUGACUACCCCUACUGCUGAGGAACUUGGAUAUUGUGACUCUGUUGGAGUUGAAGAAUUAGGCGAUACACGUGUUGUUUUCUUCCGUAUGGAAAGCACAGAGUCCCGUAUUUCUACAGUUGUCAUUAGAGGGUCUACUGACAACUAUAUGGAUGAUAUAGAGAGAGCUAUAGAUGAUGGUGUUAAUACCUUCAAAGGUAUUGCUAGAGAUGGAAGGUUCGUCCCUGGUGCUGGUGCUACAGAAAUCGAAUUAGCACAGCAACUUCUUCAGUAUGCAGACACUCUACCAGGCUUAGAACAAUAUGCUGUUAGGAAAUUUGCAGUUGCCCUAGAGAGUAUCCCUAAAGCCCUGGCAGAGAACUCUGGAGCUAAUGCGACAGAAGUAGUUAAUAACAUCUAUAAAGCUCACAAGGCAGGGAACAAAAACGCUGGAUAUGACAUUGAAUCCGAAAACAAUGGUGUGUGUGAUGCAAAGGAGAAAAAUAUCUUAGAUUUAUACAUUCUGAAAAACUGGGGCCUUAAGUAUGCUGUUGGUGCUGCCACCACGAUUCUCAAGGUGGAUCAAAUCAUUAUGGCUAAAAGGGCAGGUGGACCUAAACCUAAAGCAGCAGCGGGAAGUGAUGAUGAAUCUUAA
Molecule: messenger RNA, 1638 nt
Organism: Arctia plantaginis
Lineage: Eukaryota; Metazoa; Arthropoda; Insecta; Lepidoptera; Erebidae
Source: the annotation of a GenBank genome assembly